Athalia rosae (coleseed sawfly) is the source of this 2133-nucleotide messenger RNA. RefSeq lists its product as uncharacterized. The transcript has 10 exons. NCBI's taxonomy places the organism in Eukaryota, Metazoa, Arthropoda, Insecta, Hymenoptera, Athaliidae. Gene Ontology annotation, biological process: protein peptidyl-prolyl isomerization. The record is from RefSeq and is a predicted model, not a curated record. The coding region runs from base 156 to 1964 and encodes 602 amino acids. Gene Ontology annotation, molecular function: peptidyl-prolyl cis-trans isomerase activity.
UAUUCCCGCGAACUUAUCCCGAAAUUUUUAUCGGAAACUAACCGUUGACCACGGAAACUUCUCGACGCGGCGACUCUAGCGGUGAAGUUACGCAAAAUUUAAAAGAAACAGAAUGCCGACACCAAAAAUCAAUUGACGUCACGAAAUAUAAAGCCAUGGAACAUUACAGAGAAUUUACCCGGUGCAUCCAAGCUGAUUGCGUAGUUGCUAGCAGUCUUGUCGAAGAACCAUUCGUCAGAGAUAAAUUCCUCAAUCGUCCAAAGAAUCCUCGGAUGAGAAUAAAAAUCGUGGGUCUUUUGACUACAAUAGCAUUCCAGAAGGCUCGUUUGAUGGCUUUAAAGGUACAUGAAUAUUCAUCGUUUCGAUUCGCAGAGCCAGAAAUAAGAGGGUUGAUGCAGAUAGACUGGCGCGAGUAUUUGGAAAAGAUGAGACAACGCUUCGGAGGUCAGAUGUGGAUGUCCGAGGGACAGGUUGUAGUAUUUGUGGAUGAUGCCUACAUUGGUAAUGAUAAAGAUUUUUGGGAUUAUGUAACACAAAACUACGUGUUUCGAUUGCCAGAAAAAAUAGAUUACUAUCAAACUUCUAUCUUGGAACAGUGGAAGCAAUGCAUGGAAAAUUCCAAGCGGGACUAUGUUUAUUUUACCUUUACCAUUGACAAUCAAACAAUAGGAUCAUUUCUUUUUAUGUUGUAUUCAGAUCUACUACCAAGAACUUGUAAAAACUUCUUAAGUCUUUGCAUCGGUGACAGUGGCCAAACAAGUGAUGGUAUACAUCUUCAUUACAAGAAUACGCUUGUCCACCGUAUUGUAAAAAAUGGAUGGUUACAAAUUGGAGAUAUUGAAUUGAUUCGUGGCGGAGGUGGUACGGCUGCAAAUGGCGGAGUAAUUCCAGACGAAUCCUUUUGCGUACCACAUAAUCGUUGUGGAGUACUUUCCAUGGCAAACAAUGGAAAAGAUAGUAAUGGCUCUCAAUUCAUAGUUUCUAUCAAGCCCAACCCUUGGAUGGAUUAUUAUUACGUAGCUUUUGGCCAACUCGUGGACGGAGCUGAAACAUUGAGAAAAAUUGAACAAGUACCCACAGUCUACGAAAAACCCUUGAGGCGGAUAGUAAUAUCACGUUGCGGAGAAUACUUUUUUGGAGAUGAACCAGUCAUGGAAGCAGGACCAGACGCGUUUGGCAAGCAUGGCUCAGAGAGAUCUUCUCGAUCAGGAGAGUCGGGGGAGUGCCCAAGUCCCUGCAAAUAUCGUUAUUCUGGAUAUCCUGGUGUCAAGCCAUGGCUCGACAACGUUGCAGAUAAAUUGGACGAUCGAGAUACGAUCUCUCUGCUCAUGGCAGAGCGGUAUCUAGGCGGUCUUUAUUCUCUCGCAACAGACUACUUGCCAGGAACCGAUAUGCUUCCGUCAGAACCAGCAAAAGGGAAAUCAAAUGGAACGCCGAAUUUGGACAUGAGUCGAGUCUGUCCUACUGGCCCAUCACCGGAGAACGAAGAGUUCGUAUUUAACUUCGAUGCGAACAGUGACGACGAAAAAAUAUCCUUGAUAUGUAGCGCUGGCAGAGAAAUAGUCGCCUGUGCCCUUGAGUUCUGCAAUGAUGAGGUAAGACUCGAUACUUUGAAUCACACAACGUCCGAUUACACCAUCAGGGAUUUCGUUCACCAGGUAAGUUUGGAACGUAUUUCAAUGGAUAGCGCGGGUACAGCGCAGUGGAUUCUUGAAUUAGCCUGCGAAAUAGCGGCCGCUGCUCUCGCCAGAGCAAAAAGUGUGGAAAAAUUAGCGGCGGAUGUUUCGGAAGAUCAACGACAAACGUCGUUCAGCGAAGAAGUAAAAAAGAUUACUGGGGGUCGAGUGAGCUUGGCAGGAAUUUCGCUAGUGGAAGAAAUACUGCAGGAAGCCUUAUUGCAUGCAGUUGAGGUAGAGCCGGAUAUUGACUAUUCUGAACCCGGAACAGAAUCUUUGGAAGGUUAGGGGGUGAGUUUAAAUGCCAAUCAUUAAAGGACCAUCGAGUUUUACGUGUGAUUUUCGGAGUUUUUAUAAUGAAUGGGAGAGAUAUGUACACAUAGUUGAAUCGAAGAACAGAAAAAGUAACAUGGUUGGUGCAAGGAUCUGAAUAUAUAUAAAGUUUAAUUUAUAAGGA